Messenger RNA from Dama dama (fallow deer), 685 nucleotides. Its product is annotated as oxysterol-binding protein-related protein 1-like. The record is from RefSeq and is a predicted model, not a curated record. Gene Ontology annotation, molecular function: cholesterol binding. NCBI's taxonomy places the organism in Eukaryota, Metazoa, Chordata, Mammalia, Artiodactyla, Cervidae. Gene Ontology annotation, cellular component: cytosol; membrane; intracellular membrane-bounded organelle. Bases 1 to 684 code for a protein of 227 amino acids. The transcript has a single exon.
AUGGAGCAGUAUGGCAAUGUGGAGAUCACAAACCACAAGACUGGGGACAAAUGCCUGUUGAAUUUUAAGCCAUGCGGCCUUUUUGGUAAAGAAUUUCACGUAGUUGAAGGCUACAUUCAAGAUAAAAGCAAAAAGAAGCUCUGUGCUCUCUACGGGAAGUGGACAGAAUGUUUGUACAGUGUUGACCUGGCCAUAUUUGUUGCUUACCAAAAAAAGGAUAAGAAAAAUACUGAAGAGAAGAACAGCAAACAGGUAAGUGCUUCUGAGGAGUCGGAUGAAAUGCCAGUGCCAGAAUCCCAGAGCGUGUUUGUCAUCCCUGGGAGCGUUCUCUUGUGGCGAAUAGCCCCACAGCCUCCGAAUUCGGCCCAGAUGUAUAAUUUUACUAGCUUUGCAAUGGUUUUGAAUGAAGUAGACAAGGAGAUGGAGAGCAUGCUUCCUAAGACAGACUGCAGGCUGCGGCCUGACAUCAGAGCCAUGGAGAAUGGGGAGAUGGAUCAAGCCAGUGAAGAAAAAAAGCAACUCGAGGAGAAACAAAGAGUGGCAUGCAAGAACAGGUCCGAGUCAGAGGACUGGAAGACGAGGUGGUUCCAUCAAGGCCCUAAUCCCUACAGCGGAGCCCAGGACUGGCUUUAUUCUGGCAGCUACUGGGACAGAAACUACUUCAAUUUGCCUGACAUUUACUAAA